Messenger RNA from Manis pentadactyla (Chinese pangolin), 2641 nucleotides. RefSeq names its product cysteine rich hydrophobic domain 2 (gene CHIC2). Lineage: Eukaryota; Metazoa; Chordata; Mammalia; Pholidota; Manidae. The transcript is spliced from 6 exons. Bases 476 to 973 code for a protein of 165 amino acids. The record is from RefSeq and is a predicted model, not a curated record.
ACGGGUGGAAAUGGAGGAGGGAAGGAGGCCCGGGAGCGCGCGAGGCCUCACGUGCGCGCUCCCGCCCCCCAGCCCGCCGGCCAGCCCACGCGCCCACGCACCCAAGCGCCCACGCACCCGCCCGCACUCCCGGGAAGUCUCGCGAUGCUUUAGCAGGCUGCUCCCGCUGCGGGUGGCUUAGGCUUGUUGCUGUGGUUGCCUGAGUUGCUGCUGCUACGGCGGCGGCGGCGGCAGAGGUGUCGGCCCUUGGGCGGAUGUUGACAUUGUGCUGUUAUUGCUGACGGUAAUGGCGGCGGCGGCGAUAGCCGGAGCAGCAUCUCCUGUGUAGCCGGAGCCGAGACAGCCAAGAGGGGACUCUGCGGCCUCCGAGCCCACGGCAGCGACUCCGCUCAGUCUGCGCCGCCGCGCCAGCCCGUAUCCCGGCCCCAGGCCCUGGAGUCAGGUCCCGGUGGGCAGGGGGCCUCGGAGGCACAGGAUGGCGGAUUUCGACGAGAUCUAUGAGGAAGAGGAGGACGAGGAGCGGGCCCUGGAAGAGCAGCUGCUCAAGUACUCGCCGGACCCGGUGGUGGUCCGCGGCUCCGGUCACGUCACCGUAUUUGGACUGAGCAACAAAUUUGAAUCAGAAUUCCCUUCUUCAUUAACUGGAAAAGUAGCUCCUGAAGAGUUUAAAGCCAGCAUCAACAGAGUUAACAGUUGUCUUAAGAAGAACCUUCCCGUUAAUGUACGUUGGCUGCUUUGUGGCUGCCUUUGUUGCUGCUGCACGUUAGGUUGCAGUAUGUGGCCAGUUAUUUGCCUCAGUAAAAGAACACGAAGAUCGAUUGAGAAGUUAUUAGAAUGGGAAAACAAUAGGUUAUACCACAAGCUGUGCCUGCACUGGAGACUGAGCAAAAGGAAAUGUGAAACGAAUAACAUGAUGGAAUAUGUCAUCCUUAUAGAAUUUUUACCAAAGACACCAAUUUUUCGACCAGAUUAGCAUUUACUUUAUUUAUAGAGACUUUCCAAGUAUGUUGUCUUUCCAAUGGUGCCUUGCUUGGUGCUCUCCUGGUGGUAACAUAACAUUGGUUCUACAGAAAUUGUGUGGUGUUUUUUUAUUUCUGUUUUUUUUUUAAUAACCGCAUGUUCUAAGUGUGCAUUUUUGUCAAACUUUGCAACAGUUAUUUCAUAAAGAUGUUUAAUACUUAAGUUAUUGUGCUCUUUACAGUUAUGUAUUCUGAUUUUCAACGACUACUUUUUUGUAUUAUCAAAAAAAUACAUUUGAACUUAGCAUAAAAAGUGGCCAGCCUUUUUUAUUUUGUCACUAAGGUACAUGAAGUCCUUUAUUUAUUAAUUCCUUAUGGAAAAACACCUUUGUAAGGCUCUACUUAUCUAUUCUACCAAGCACACUCUUUGUAUUAUUUUUCUUCCUUUUUAAAUUUAACAUAGUUAUUAUUUUGAAAUAGUAAGUUUUCUUUAAUAGCUUUUUGGAACCUAACAUACCCUUUCUCAUACAAUUCCUAAUGCUCUGUUUACAGCAGAAAUAUCUAACAUGAAGACCUGUCAAAAAGUUUUGAAAGUAUUCUGUCUUCAAAGGUAGUAAGGCAGGAUUAGAUUAUUUUUAAUAGAAUAGGCAAAUCAAUGAAUGGCAUGCAUGUAUCUAAUGGUUACUAGAGCUCAGGAUCACAAAGUAUAGUAGCAUUACAAUAUGUGUAUAUUUUUGAUUAAGAUGACAUUAAUAAUGGCCUUAUUUGGGUUAUUUUUUAUCAUUUAUCAAAUCUUAUAUACAAAAGUAUGAAGAUUCUCCUUUUAAAAAUUUCUAAGGAAAAUAUUUCUCCCAAUUUAACAAUUGUAGAAUGGAUAUAUGUUUCUGAAAAGUUUUUGAAAGAAAGCAAAAGUUCUAGAAUUAAAAAUAAGCUGGUGUUUAAUUUCCCAUUGAUAUUUAGAACAGAUUAUUACUAAGAAAUGGAGGACAUAUAUAAUUUUCACUCACUAGUUUGCUUUCAGUUAUGUAUACUUUUUAAAUUGAGAGUGUGACAUAUAAGUUUGAACCACAUCAGCUUGUUUCUUUUAAAUAUAUACAAACAUGCAUUUUUUUUCUCCUUUUGGUUGUACAUAUCUUCAUUUUAAAACUUUCUGAACCUCUGAAUGACCUAUAUGUAAAUUUUUGUUUUUAUAAACCUGAAGUUAUACUUUUAAUGUGUGUCAAGAACUUGUUCCAUACAACUGUGGUAUCAAGCAAUAAUGUGAAUAACUUUUGAAAUUAUAUAAACUAUGCUUAAUAAUUUGUAUUAAGAAUUGGUACCACUAUAUAAUACCUUUUUUCCUUGUAUUAAAUCUUUUAAAUACCAGUUUCAUUAACUUAUAUACCUGUAUUUUUUUUUAAGUAUUUCUUUGCACUUCUCUAAAGUACUGUGAUUCUGUAUAAAUUUGAACAGUUAAAUGUCCUAUAUGGGACAUUAGAAAUUAUCUUAAAAACUAGGAUUUGGGGGGGGGAGGUGUCUGAGAAUUAUUUGUUUCCAUUGCCCACCAAAACGCUCAUCAUGAAUUUAUAAAAUAACUUCUCCAAUGAAAAGCGCAAAGGUCAAAGAAUUCAAAUUUACCUUGUAUAUAGGGUGUGUCCUACUACCUUAAAGUAGUGCAAUUAAAUGGUAAUGUUAUUCAAAAA